AGCUUAUGGGCCUCGUCUUUUCGGUUACACAUAGAUACAGCCUGCAGCACCACUUCGUUAUCCGGCUCCCCACCUGCACACACACAGAUGGACCGCCCUGCCUACACGAGGAAACGCUCCUCCAACCCAGCGUCGCCGCUGUUGGUCGCCCGACGGGCCACGGCAGCCUCCGGCGCCUCCUCGUCAUCCUCAGGGGCCAUCCCGAUGCGGCCCAGAAGUAACAGCAGAAACAGGAGCAGGAGCAGAACAAGAAGAGCGUCCGGCGCCUCCUCCACCACGACAGACACGGGCCCCAGCCUGCUGUCUCCCGCAACCGCCGCCCAUGAGGUGGCGCACCACCACCCCCACAGCCACCACAGUCACACGUCUGUGAGCCGAGCCGGCAGCGUGGUCUCUCUGGACAACGUCCUCAACGUCAACCUCGACAACUCUCUCCCGCUAGACUACUUCAAACAGGACAUUCUCUCCGUAUUGAAGGCGCUCCGUAUCCCCAAAUGGCGGAAAAUCAGCAAGUCUAACUACAAGGCCAUCCACUUGGACAGAAUCAGCGGCGCAAUGACCAAUUGCGUCUACAAGAUGACCUACCACAGCUACUACCCGCUUCUCCUGAGGAUCUACGGAGACGUGGAAAACAUUAUCGACCGGAACUCAGAACUCCUGACCUUAAUCAGGCUUUCGAGGAAAAACAUCGGCCCGAAGCUCUUGGGCUGUUUCAACAACGGGAGGUUCGAGGAGUUCUUGAACAACUCCAUCACCCUUAACAAGUCCCAGCUCAGAGACCCGAAGAUCAGCAGAAUGAUAGCCAGAAGAAUGAAGGAGUUCCACUACGGCGUCAAUCUCAAUUACGACGAGUACAACUCAGGUCCGAAAGCCUGGCUGCUAAUUGAGAGGUGGAUAUCCGUUGUCGAUAAAUUGAUUGAAAACUCCUCUGCUGAAGACCAGAAAAAUGUCUUUAUCCUGAACUGGGCCGACUCUAAAAAGUUGAUCAUAAGCUAUAGAGACUACCUAUAUUCAACCUACGGAAACGUGGAGAAUUUGAAAGAGUCCCUCAGGUUUUGUCACAAUGAUACCCAAUACGGCAACCUCUUAUUUUACAGCAACGAAAUUACAAGUCUAUCUUUGUCGAACCAAAUGGAUCAGCUCUCGUUAAAGCAUCACCCAACCGCAAUGUCUUUGUCUGACUCAAUCAACAAAGACACACCUCUCCCCAUUGUCACAGACACCAACUUCAAGUACGAUACAAGAUUGACAGUCAUUGACUUCGAGUACGCAGGUCAGAACCCUCCCGCCUACGAUAUCACAAACCAUUUUUCAGAAUGGAUGUACGACUACCAUGACCCGCAGUUCAACUACAAAACCGAUGAAUCAAAGUAUCCCUCUGUCGAAGAAAGGAUCAACUAUUUGAACUCAUAUGCACAGUAUUUGGCAGAUCUUCCACCGAGCGUCACUCACUUGUACAAUGAAACAAUUUACUGGCGUUCAACUUCUUCAAUAUUUUGGGCAUUGUGGGCAAUCAUCAGUAGAGGGUCAAUUGACACAGCAAGUAACGAACACAUUAACAACAACAACAACAACAAUGCCGGUAAAAGUAACAGCUUGGAUUUCAAAACACCAAAAUUCGAGAUAGGUCCGAAUGGAGAACAGUACAAGAUUAUCGUUGACGAGAUCGAAACGAUGAACGAAAAUGAAAGUGGCAGUGACGAUGAAUUCCUAAAGCCUACUUUGGAUGACGAGUUUGAUCACCAAAAAUAUGCAUUGGGUAAGAUAGGGAUCUUCAUCGGAGAUAUGAUCCAGUUCGGAUUACUGAAGAAGGAAGCAAUAGACACAGACAGGUUGAAGGACAUAAAGUUCUUAGAUACUGAGCUGCUGCCUCUUACGGAUGCAUGA
Pichia membranifaciens NRRL Y-2026 is the source of this 1887-nucleotide messenger RNA. RefSeq lists its product as hypothetical. Lineage: Eukaryota; Fungi; Ascomycota; Pichiomycetes; Pichiales; Pichiaceae. Gene Ontology annotation, cellular component: cytoplasm. The transcript has 3 exons. Gene Ontology annotation, molecular function: choline kinase activity; ethanolamine kinase activity. Bases 88 to 1887 code for a protein of 599 amino acids. Gene Ontology annotation, biological process: phosphatidylethanolamine biosynthetic process; phosphatidylcholine biosynthetic process. The record is from RefSeq and is a predicted model, not a curated record.